GCGCACUUACCGCCGCACUUCCAACCUCUGCCUAAUACGUCCGACGAGGAGGCGAAUGACACGGUUGCGGACCGUGCUGCUGGGAAGUGGGUCCACCCAGGAGUGGGCGGCCACAGAGCUAUGUGGGAGCCGCGACGACGCGUAUCAGCAGUCGUAUACCGAAUUCCUCCACCAGAGGCUCAACAGAGAUGAAGGCGAUGGCGAUGUGAAUCUGUCAUUCGGGCUCUGUAGUGGGAGGUCGUCGACCACCUCGCGAAAAGUCGUCGUGUGUCCCCACCCCGACGACUACGACGGGCAAGUGACGGCUGUUGUGCGACCAUCGAAGUCUCCAGUGCCGGUUUGGGAGGCGUCAGGGAACAACAGGGAUCCUCCCAGGCAGCAAUUUCGGUCGUCGUCUGUGUCGAGGAGUGCCUCCGCUCGGCCCCCGUGGAUGCAGUCUCCGUCUCCCCUGUCCGCUGGUUCGACUGCGGCCCGCCGUCGUGGUGAAUGCGGGGAGAAGGAUGCUGGCUUCGCCGAUAUUGGUGACGAACGUGACGGAAGGGAGGUGUGGGCAGAACACAGGCGAGAGCUCCGGUUGGGGCGCAAGGAAUCCAUAACUCGGGGGGUGCAGCGACUGCGUGUGGGGGAGCACGAAAAGGAAAAGGAGGCACCGGUUCUGGACGUGGACGAUCACGACGACGACGACAACGACGGAGAGGGUGGGGAGGAAGAUGAAGGCUACGUUUCGUCGUUGAGGCAAGACAGCAUAGGAGGCAGUGGCGGGAAGACGAAGACGUGGGCGUCGACAGAGACGCGGCGACCAUGUGGGAAGAAGUGGGACAAUUUGAUGCGGCGGUUCAAGAAGGUGCAUCACUUCAAUGGCUUAUCCGGGAAACAAGACUUCUUCCAAUUGUCGACGAAGGAGAGGACGUCCAAGGGCUUCAAUUUCAACACGGAUUGUGUGGUUUACGAUGACAUAGUGGGGUCCACGGCCAAGAACCACACCAUACACCCCAAGAACGUUGCCGACACCGGUGGUCGGGGUGGUGUGCGCUUGCUGUCCACCUCUUCUGCGGAUCCUGAAUCUGUGGGCGAUGGGGACGCUGGUGCAGGGCAGGACGAGGACGAUGACGGGUUGACGAAAGGUUCUUCUCAAACGACGGGUGGCCCAGGCGGUUUCAGGAAAAGGAAGAGCACGAGGCAACAAACUUUUGAAGUGAUGAUAGAAUGCAUGGAGAAGCACGAGGCGCUAAUGGUGUCAACGAUGGAGAGCGCCAGCAAGCGUCAAUGCUCCAUCCAAAUCCGGCAGUGCGAGGCAUUGGAAGCGGAGGUCGAAGUGUUGAAAAAGCACUACGCAGUGUCAAACGAAGUUAGCAAACUUAUGUGCCAUGCUCUGUUAGAGAUGGCGAAGGCCAUUCGUGAGCUUAACCGCUCUAAUCUCGCUGCGAAACGUGCAAGUGGUUGUCGUCGAGUCGACAAUACGACAUCGCCAUCGCUGCCAUCGUUGUCAUCUUGCCUUUCCGUCCGCAGCACCUUGAUCGUCAUCUUCGUCUCUAUCAUCGACAUCGUCAACGACAUCGCGGCCAUCAUCUUCGUCGCCAUCGUCAUCGCUGCCGCCGUCAUCAUCACCGUCGACAUGGACAACGAACCGUGCUUUUCGGAUUUGCAAUUGGUUAGUCGGCGAGCGGUUGUGUUGUGCGCCAUGUCGUCCCACGGCGCUGGACGCGGCAAGAACACCACCAACCAGGCAAUGGAAGCGGCGAUGCAGGAGAAAAAGGGCCGACACAACGCCAACAAGAAGAGGAAGGUCGUCCAAGGUGGGCCCUCGGAUGCAGGAAGCACCGCAGAUGACGAAUGGGUUGGGGAGGAGGUUGCACCGCAGGAGAGGAGCGACUUCGAGGAAGAGGAGGAAGCACCGUUAAAGAGGACGGUGAGGCGAACGGGGGGAGGCAUCCGAAUCAAAGAGGGGGGAAUUGAAGCUCCUGCAAAAGACGACGUGGAGGAGGUCGCGCAUGAGCUGCCGACGUCAUGGAUGUGGAAGCCGCGGCGACAUCGAGGGAGGGCUUGGCAGUUGGCAUUGUACAGCCGCAUCGCGCGGCCGUUCCACGUGUCAACGACGCCUCGGACGAGCACGAGCCUGCGGUCCACGCACGAAAACCAGCAACCCUGCGACAACGGACGGCUGCAGACGUUGCAGGUGGUUCGCAAGCGGUCGCUCAAGGGAACAGGAACCGUUCUCCUGCAUAGGAGGCGCAGGGGGCCGCUGUGGGGGGGGGCUUCACAUGCGAGAGAUGCCGCGAGGGCAGGGGAUGUCGUUGGAGAGGGGGAGGACGAUGAAGCGCUGGUGAACAGGAUGUGGCGGCGGGAUGCACGGGUUCGAAUGGAGGCGGCGUCGAAGUUGUGGCCUCUGACCAUUCGUCAAAGCAUCGUCUUGCCUCAUACCACCAUCCCGCAGCAGAAAAUCGAGGAUGAAACGGAGUUGAACACUGCAAAGGAGAGGCCGUUCAAGGUGCAGACCAUCGCUUUGCGGGUGAUCCACGGGUGGGUCUUCAAGUCGACGAGCGGGCAACGGGGGUACCACGCUGCAUACGGGUACGCAUUGAACCACGUGGCCACUGACAUCGCUCGCGCCAUGUGGACGGGGGAGGAUUGGUGUAUAUGUGUGAGCUCCAUGGUGUUCCACAUUACGCUGGACACGGAUAUGAAGUUGCCACUGUUGUUCGUCCGAGCCGACAUCGAAGACAUGCAUGAGAACGACGACGACUUGGCGGCGUAUCAGGAGGAGAGCAUCCAGCGACGGGUGGGGGCUUUCACUAGCGCCGUGAGCAUGGCGGAGGGGAUCGAUGGCGGGCGGGUGUCGUACGAAAGGUUGAAGAGCGUUGCGGACGCUAUGAGGAUAAUGCUCGCGACGACCAUGUGGUUCAUACGGAUGAGCGGGGACGAUCAUCGCGCGCACUACGACGCAUGGGUUUUUGUUCAACUCACAAUGAAGCCAAUGCUUGUGGCAUCCAUGCAUCGUUCAUUCGAUGCGCGUCGCUAUAUCCUGCAAGCUGCUACCGUCAUCACGGACAAGUUGGCGAGACCCCCCAUGACUUUGAUAGACCCUCCGUUGUACAUCCCCGACUGGGCGUCUUGCGGCGUUAAGUUCUCACAUGACGCCAACUUGCCUUCCCCCAUGGACGCCAAGAAGCUCGAUUGGCUGGGUACAGGCCCCCCGGAUGAGGAAGAAGAAGAGAAAGGCGAUGACGAAGCCGGGGGAGGGGGUUGAUGAAGCGUUCGUGGCGCUCGUCUUCGACGUGGCCGUCGAAGAAUUUCUGGAGUCUUCUAAGACGGCCGCAUAGUGGACA
This is a messenger RNA of Chara braunii, 3326 nucleotides long. NCBI's taxonomy places the organism in Eukaryota, Viridiplantae, Streptophyta, Charophyceae, Charales, Characeae. The record is from the annotation of a GenBank genome assembly.